Molecule: messenger RNA, 1231 nt
Organism: Tribolium castaneum (red flour beetle)
Lineage: Eukaryota; Metazoa; Arthropoda; Insecta; Coleoptera; Tenebrionidae
Gene: mora
Product: morgana
Exons: 5
Coding region: 134-1144 (336 amino acids)
Source: RefSeq, a predicted model, not a curated record
UUUUGAUUGGCUAAAAGCCCCACCAGGCCCGACAACAUUACAAAUACAAAUAAAUGAAUGAAAAUUCUGGAAAAUCUCACAAAAGUAACGUUCAGUUUUAGUUUAAUUUACCCAAAUUUCGUACAGUGAGAAGAUGGAAAACGGUGAUGUAAUGUUACAGUGUUACAACAAAGGUUGCGGUCAAAAAUUCGACCCAAGUCAGAAUAAAGAAGAUUCUUGUUGCCAUCACCCUGGCGCACCUGUUUUCCACGACGCUUACAAGGGCUGGUCUUGCUGUAACAAAAAAUGUACAGACUUUACAGAAUUUUUAAACAUAAAGGGUUGCACAAAAUCAAAACAUUCAAACGUGAAGCCCCCAGAACCCGAAAAACCCGCCAAACGGGAGGCGGACGUAAACGAAGUGAUCGAAGUCAAACCAAUUGUGCCGACAGCCAAAGAACGGCCCCCAUUUGAUACUCCAAUGACUGUAAUGCAACCUGAGAUUGCACCUUCGGCACAACAACAAGUCCUAAACAUCUCAAAUGCGAACACGGCGCAAAACUCGAACGAAAUUGCCAUUGGCACCACUUGUAAGAACGGGGGCUGCGGCCAGACGUACCAAGGCCCUGAAACGAACGCCACCCCCUGUACACACCAUCCCGGCGUCCCCAUUUUCCACGAAGGGAUGAAGUUCUGGUCCUGCUGUCAGAAACGCACCACUGAUUUCAACGCGUUUUUGAACCAAGUGGGGUGCAAAAGCGGCCAACACGUGUGGAUUAAGGAGAAUGCGGACAACACAACCGUCCAAUGUCGCUGGGAUUACCAUCAAACUGCCACUCACGUCGUCGUUUCCAUUUAUGCGAAACAAUAUUGCGUUAAAAAAAGCGAAAUUAAACUAAAUCCGAUUAGACUUUACGCGAGUUUGGUGUUUCCCCAACAAAAUAAUGCGGUUUUUAACUUGGAUUUGGAGCUCAGAGGGAUUGUUGAUGUGGGGGCAAGUCAGGUUUCAAUGUAUGGGACCAAAGUUGAGAUUAAGUUGAAGAAGGCAGAACCUGGGAGUUGGGCAAAAUUGGAUAUACCUAGGGUGAGUGAGGAGAAGCCCAAGCCUGUCACGGUCGCCGAUAUUACGCCACAGGUUGAUGCAGUCGAUCUUGACGAUUUAUAAUUUUGUAAUGAAAUAUUUAAGAUUUUUUAUGAAUAUUAUAUGUAAUUUCAUUUUGCAACCAACACGAAAUAUACGGUUUUGAAAAUA